This is a messenger RNA of Prorocentrum cordatum, 1536 nucleotides long. Lineage: Eukaryota; Dinophyceae; Prorocentrales; Prorocentraceae. The record is from the annotation of a GenBank genome assembly.
UAAUGCUCAAGCCGCUGUCGCUGUACACCCAAUGGCAUAGCCGUGGCAAUGUUCCAUGUUUGAAGGGGCUGCUCUAAGGAAGGGGCGGAGUGUAGUCCGUCUUUCAACCCUCCUCCCUAUCCCUCUCUCGUUCUCUUUACCUCUCGCUCUCUCGGUUUUGAUGUCAUCGCUUUGAGUAUCCCGCCAGCCAUAUAGUUGGUAAUCCAUGGUCGACAUUUGAUUUGAGGCCUGUUCGCUAGCUCAUCUUUUCAUCGCUCCUGGCCGAACCGUCCGACGGAGAGGUCACACCGUCAGUCCCUUCUUCAAACAAACAGCAGUAGCUCAUUCUUUUCGAAUAGUGAGGCUAUAUUGGCAAGAUUUCUUAUGAAUCAUGGUGAUGUCAUUGGUACAACAAUUCAGUCUUCAGCAAUAUCUACUUUCUGUCUUCAUUCUUUCAUUCACGUGCCAUUGUGGUGUCAUUUCUUGGAUUUGUUUGGGGUCAUGGUAUGUGUGGGCACCACGAUUCGCUGUAGAGUCUGUACUGGAAGUGCCUCUCUGUGUGAGUUCGGGGUCGGAGAACUCUGGAGCCCCAGUCCCAGAGGGAUUGUGAUACUGGCGUGGCAUCACGCAGUUCAGCUGUCAUGAGUUGGUGAUGCAGGACUGAACUACCUCUGCUGCUGCUACUGCCAACGAUGCCUCCGUCAAACUAUGUAUACUUUGUCGUUGUGGGCGGUCGUUUGCCGUGGCGGCUUCUUUCGAGGUUGACGCCACGUUUGUGCUUAUGUUGACCCUGUGGCUCUGACACAAGUAACGGUAUUGAAGGUAUGGUCUUUGGGAGAGCAGACAUUCCAAUAGUUGUGAUCACCCCCUUUCUGAAUCAGUGCCAACGAUGAUUCUGGCAGGGGCUACGUUUGCGAUCCAGUGUAUACUGGGCAACAAACAUUUGGGAUACGCGCGCGCGCUUGGGGUUGUAAUAUGUGUUGCAGGGAAGGCCGAUACCCUUAUUCGGUAAAGGAAUCAUCUGGCACGGCUUGCCACAGGCCAAUGCUGUGGGGGCGAUGGUGCCUGGCAGUUUGGCUUAGUGCAGCGGGGCUACAACCUGCAGGUGGGCUGAUUGCGUCGAAGCCAUCAGCUGCCACGACAGCGCAGGCAGCAGCGCAGGCCGUCGACGCGGGCGGCGGGGGGGUCGAGGUUGCGGCCGAGUCGGAUGCGCCAGUCGCGAGCCUCCUCUCCUGGUACAAGGCGGAGGCGUCCUCCCUUCGCGAGUGCGGGCGGGUGCUCGGCAUGCCGAAGUUCGCCUGGGCGGUAGUGUGCGACGUGCUGGCGGUUCUGCUCGUCCUCGUCUGCGUCCCGCUCCUGGUCGGCUGCUCGCGGAGAAGGCCCCCUGGAUCGCCCAUGUUCGACUUCAGCGGAAUCAGCGCGCACUGCCCCAAGCUGCCGCCUGCGGGCAUCUCGGCACCGCGCUCCCCGUGAGCGGAGUGGCGCCGCUCGGAGUGGCGUGCGGGACCGCCGUCCGAGCGGCACCCCGGCGGGCGCAGUGCGCUGCGGCGCCGAGAA